GCGCAGGCAGCAGCGUGAGGAUAAGCAAUAAUAAUGAGUGGCGACAGCGCGGCGCUCUCGGCGGCCAUGGCCUCCCAAAUCUGCGACCAAAUCCGAUCCGUCUUCUCCUCCCCUCCCCCGCCGUCCCCGGCCGGAUCCCGCGCCCUCCCCCCGCCGCUGGAUGUCCUGGUGGCGGAGAUCUCGGCGGCGGCCGCGGCGGCAGGGAAGGUGUUCGUCCACGGGGUGGGCCGGGAGGGGCUGAUGAUGAAGGCUCUCUGCAUGCGCCUCUACCACCUCGGCCUCUCCGCUCACGUCGUCGGUGACGUCACCACCCCUCCCAUCGCGGCCGGCGACCUCCUCCUCGCCUCCACCGGCCCCGGCUACUUCUCCACCGUCGACGCCAUCUGCGGCGUGGCGAAGUCCGCCGGGGCCCGCGUAGCGCUGCUGACCGCGCAGCCCGAGGCUGGGAGCGCUGCGUGCCGGAGCGCGGACGCGGUAGCGUAUAUCCCGGCCCAAACCAUGGCGAACGACGAGGAGGAGUCGGGAGCUCCGCGCGGGGUGAGGUUACCGAUGGGGAGCGUGUACGAGGGAGCGCUGUUCGUGCUGUUCGAGAUGGUGGUGCUGAGGCUGGCCGAGGUGCUGGGCCAGACACCGGCCCACCUCCGCUCGCGCCAUACCAACCUCGAAUAGACUUAGAACAGCAUCCAAACAACCUUUCUGAGCCUACAGGUAAGAGAUGGAUAGAAAGCAUUUCACUGUCAAAAUUUUCAAGAGUUACUCAUGCAAUGGCUGGAAAGUUGGGAGAAAGAAGAUAUGUGAGGGAAGGAAGUUAUUCCUGAUUCUGGCCAUUGCACAAGCUUUUCUGUUUUCAGAUACUGUUAUAAAAAGUUAGGAUUUUGAUCCAUUUCGAUGUAGGCAUCUUGCUUGAAGCAUGUACCCUGUUCUAUAUUCUGUCGUAUCUAUCUCAGUGGUUGUGAUGCAUUACAAACAAUAAUAAGAUCCAUCAAAAUGUAAGUAAAGUUAACCUGAGGCUUGAGAAGUCAACCAGCAGUCUAUUUACUACUAAUUCAGAUGCAUAUGUCACUAAUAUUUAAGGGAACUAACUAAGCAUUGAAAAUGGAAGGUAAUGAAUUGUAUGACGAACAAAUAAAGCAACACCCAGCUACUUUGCCAACUUGAUCAGCUGCUACCUUCAUAAGGCUUGUUGCCAUGGAAUGCUGUACCAUACCGAACCAGCCGGUACACCUCGUACCGAGCCGGACCGGUGGGGAAUUGGCAUGGUUCGGCCGGUUCAAACGGUAUACCGGCGGAGGAAGAAGGAAAAGAGAGAGAAAGUGAAAAAGAGAGAGAGGAGGAGAGGGAGAGAGGCGGGAGUCGCUAGAGGCCGGCGGUGGCCCGCUGUGGCCAUCAGAGGGCCGCGAAAGCAUCCAUGGCUCGUCGGUUUGCCUGAUAGGGCUUUGAAACGAGUGAGAAAGAAAGAGAAAAAAGGAGGAGAUCACCGGAGAUGGAAGCAUGCGGCGUCACGGU
Messenger RNA from Elaeis guineensis (African oil palm), 1506 nucleotides. RefSeq lists its product as uncharacterized. Lineage: Eukaryota; Viridiplantae; Streptophyta; Magnoliopsida; Arecales; Arecaceae. Gene Ontology annotation, biological process: carbohydrate derivative metabolic process. The record is from RefSeq and is a predicted model, not a curated record. Gene Ontology annotation, molecular function: carbohydrate derivative binding; isomerase activity.